CUCCACAUACAAAACGACCCCUCUUUCUAAAACUUACUUUGUUUCUUUGGAUAGAAAGAAGUGAUAGAGAGAAAGAUGGCAGCCUCAUUACAAGCCGCGGCUACACUCAUGCAACCCACCAAGGUGGGUGUGGCUCCUGCUCGCAGCAGUGUCCAGUUGAGGUCUUCUCAGAGCGUUUCAAAGGCUUUUGGUGUGGACGCAGCUGGUGCUAGGCUCACUUGCUCGUUGCAAACUGACUUAAAGGACUUAGCACAGAAAUGUCUUGAUGCUACCAAGAUCGCUGGCUUUGCCCUCGCCACUUCUGCUCUUGUCGUUUCGGGAGCAAGUGCGGAAGGUGUUCCAAAGAGGCUGACCUUUGAUGAAAUCCAGAGCAAAACAUACAUGGAAGUAAAGGGAACAGGAACUGCUAACCAAUGCCCAACAAUUGAAGGUGGUGUCGACUCAUUUGCCUUCAAGCCAGGCAAAUACCAAGCCAAGAAGUUCUGUUUUGAGCCCACUUCAUUCACUGUUAAGGCUGAAGGUGUGAACAAGAAUUCCCCACCAGAAUUCCAAAACACCAAGCUCAUGACCCGUCUUACCUACACUCUUGACGAGAUCGAAGGACCUUUUGAAGUAUCUCCUGAUGGCACAGUUAAAUUUGUCGAGAAGGAUGGUAUUGACUAUGCUGCCGUGACAGUUCAGCUACCUGGUGGCGAGCGUGUACCCUUUCUUUUCACCAUCAAACAGCUGGUGGCAUCAGGCAAACCUGAAAAGUUUGGAGGAGAAUUUCUUGUGCCAUCCUACCGUGGAUCAUCUUUCUUGGACCCUAAGGGCAGGGGUGGUUCAACCGGUUAUGACAAUGCUAUUGCAUUGCCUGCUGGAGGCAGAGGAGAUGAGGAAGAGCUCCAGAAGGAGAACAUCAAGAACACUGCAUCUUCAAGCGGGAAAAUCACCCUAAGUGUAACCAACAGCAAGCCUGAGACUGGAGAGGUUAUUGGAGUUUUUGAGAGCAUUCAGCCAUCUGAUACUGAUUUGGGGGCAAAGGUUCCAAAGGAUGUGAAGAUCCAAGGAAUCUGGUAUGCUCAGCUUGAGUCAUAGAGCUUUUCUUGUAUGAAUGUACCCUUUCCUUGUUCAGAUUUUGAAAUAUGUUGAAGUUGUUGCUAAACUUUUCUGUGACCCAAUCGAGAAGCACUGCGAAUAUCAUCUUGUUUGUAUAUUAUCAUGACUUUUUUAUAAUAAUGUUGUAAAAUUUCAGCUCAA
Molecule: messenger RNA, 1239 nt
Organism: Pistacia vera
Lineage: Eukaryota; Viridiplantae; Streptophyta; Magnoliopsida; Sapindales; Anacardiaceae
Product: oxygen-evolving enhancer protein 1, chloroplastic
Exons: 2
Coding region: 76-1077 (333 amino acids)
Biological process (GO): photosystem II stabilization; photosystem II assembly
Cellular component (GO): photosystem II oxygen evolving complex
Molecular function (GO): oxygen evolving activity
Source: RefSeq, a predicted model, not a curated record